Messenger RNA from Cuscuta campestris, 871 nucleotides. The record is from the annotation of a GenBank genome assembly. NCBI's taxonomy places the organism in Eukaryota, Viridiplantae, Streptophyta, Magnoliopsida, Solanales, Convolvulaceae.
GCACUACCUUUUAUUUUUACUUUUUGCCGAAGAAAAAUGAAUAAAUAAAUUACAUUACCCUAAUGAAAUUUAAUUUAUUUUGUAGUAUUUCAAAUGGCCAACAUCACCAAAAGAGAAUUUGACAUUCUUGAUUUAUCCGGUCAAAGGUACCUGGAAUGGAGGGUUGAUGCACUUGCUCACCUUAAGGCUAAUGGCCUCAAAAAUACAAUUGCUGAGAAUAAUACAUCAUCAUCUCAGCAAAAGGCAAAAAAUAAUGAGCUCUUAAUGAAAAAUCACAACAUGAGGCCCAAUGGUUGUACCCCUACAAAUUUUAGCAAUCCGGAUCGUGGUUCAGCACCGGAAUCAAACGUUAUCCAAGGUGGUGCACGCGGACAUUUUAAACGUGGACGCAGAAAUAACCGCAACAAAGGGCCAAAUAGGGGAUAUAAAAAUCCAAAUGGAUCAUCCUCCAAAGGAAAAGGAAAAUUCAAACCACCACAAGCUAAAACUUAUGAAAAGCCAGAACCAAGUGGUGAAUGCUACAAAUGUGGCAUAAAAGGACACUGGGCGAAUGAAUGUCGAACGGCAAAACAUUUGGUUAAAUUAUACCAGGCUUCCACAAAAGGAAAAGGGAAAAAUGUGGAAGCUAAUUAUGCUGAUGAAAUCAAUCCAAUUUUGCCUAAAUUUGACGUGUCCGAUUUCUACAUGGAUGAUGCUGAAAUUGGUGAUGAAGUGACCUUUGGUGGAACUACUACUAUUUAAACAUUUUCAUUUACUCUGUUAUGGUGUGUUUAUUUUUUAAAUAAAUGUUGGAAAUUUGUAUUUUAUUUUCAUGUGUGCUUGUAUUAUUAUGUCUGUUCUAAAAAAAUGAUAAUAAAAUGUAUGAUAUUUG